UAGUGUAUAAUGGGACGCGUCCGGAAAAAUACUAUUUAUUACCUAUGACAUUUUUAUGAUAAUUAAUUUUAUAUAAGACUGCUGCAAUUGGAUACAAGUCCGGUGGCAAGCAUCCACCUUAUUUGCAGGUCACCUCCUUAGCGCAGUCGGAUGCACACCGGCUUGCGGUGCGAGGGGUUCUGGGUUAGAGUCCCGGUUAUUGGCAAAAUGCAGUUGGAAGGUUCUACAGUAUGUAUGCCCCUUAUUUUGUUGAGCCUGUCUUCAAGAAGGAGAAACAAGAGCAGCUGAAAGAAGAUGGCGAGUUGGAUAAAAUAACUCAUGUGCCAAUCAGAGCAGCCUUGAAUGAUCAGACUUGUUCUGUUUUCCAUGAUGAACUAGUAAGAAAGUUUACUAAUUAUGUAAUGAAAUCUGGACAGAAGGCACUGGCACGUGAGUUAGUUGAAAAGGCGUUUGAAAAUGUCAAGCGAAUCCAGUUGGAACGUUACAACACAUGUCCUAAUCCAGAGGACAAAGAACAGAUUGAGACAAACCCCCUCAAUGUCAUGUACAAGGCUGUGGCGAAUAUAAAACCACUGCUGCAGCUUUCCCCAAUCAAACGAGGUGGAGUUACUUAUCAGGUUCCUGUUCCAAUAACUGAGAAGCGCUCAAACUUCAUUGCGAUGAAGUGGCUCAUUGAAGCUGCCAAUGACAAGGAACGCAGAGUCCAUUUCCCUGAGAAAUUAGCUUGGGAAUUGUUAGAUGCAGCGAAAAAUCAAGGUCGAGUAGUCAAGAAAAAGCUGGAUCUGCAUCGGCAGUGUGAAGCGAACCGUGCCUAUGCACACUACCGAUGGAGCUGAAGCAAGUCUUCAAGGGAAAAACACCGUCAUGAAGUUUUUUUUCUGUGGACUGCUAGAGUUAAAAAAGUUACUCUCCACUUUGUGGUGCAUUAAUAAAGAAGCAUAGAUAAUCCAGUGGUAUGAGAUCUGAAUGGAUAUCAAAAUGUUUCUCUGACACUUUUUUUUUUUCAAUCUGUUAAUGGUUUGGAAGUUUACAAAUUUAUUGUAAAUUACUGAUAACUAAUUAAGAUAAUUAUGCAAUAAUGUACAUAUUUAUUAUUAAAGUUCUUCUAAAUUUGCAAAAAA
Messenger RNA from Bacillus rossius redtenbacheri, 1121 nucleotides. It is a transcript of the gene mRpS7, whose product is annotated as small ribosomal subunit protein uS7m. The transcript is spliced from 6 exons. Gene Ontology annotation, cellular component: mitochondrial small ribosomal subunit; ribosome. Gene Ontology annotation, biological process: translation; ribosomal small subunit assembly. The record is from RefSeq and is a predicted model, not a curated record. NCBI's taxonomy places the organism in Eukaryota, Metazoa, Arthropoda, Insecta, Phasmatodea, Bacillidae. Gene Ontology annotation, molecular function: rRNA binding; mRNA binding; structural constituent of ribosome. Bases 231 to 836 code for a protein of 201 amino acids.